CUGUGAUUAUGUCUGUUGAAAUUGGUUUGUUAUUAUUCAAUUAUAUGGUUUUUACUUGUGGAUCUUUGUUAUUUAUUUGAUUAUAAUUAUUUCUUCUGGAGAUCUUAGGCCUCCAGUUUCUGAUAAGACCACAUUUCAACUGUUUUGCUACGGAAAUCUGUGCGUAACCUUAAUGAAUACAAUGCCGACGAUUUUCGAGAACCCUUGUUUUUAAAUAAUGGAUUCGAAAAAAGAAUCUACUUCAAUGAGGAACAUACAGGAGCAGGAAAUUAUUAAUGUAGAUUGUAAUUCUAGUAAAAGCACCUUAAAACAUCAAGGGCAGGGUGAUGGCGAUGAAGAAGUGUGCGCACCAAUGUCAAAUGAAAUAUCUUUCGCAAAUGUUCCGAGUUCGGCUAAUAUAAAUUCUGCAUCUUGUAACGAGCGCAGUGACGAACAGAUUAAUUCAUCAGAAAAGAAAGAUGGUCCAAAUGAAGCGGCCAACAAAAAUUCGGGUAAAAUACCUUGUAACGCAACAAGUUCCCAAUUCGGAAAACAAGUUGCAGGCAGCAGCAAAUGUGCUCUAAACUUGAAUAAAAGCGUGUCUCAAUGUGAAAAGCCCUGCAGCCAAGUAAACAAUACGUGCGCGACAAAGCCUAAUUUAUUGUGCGACAUCAAUGAACCUUCAACAAGUGGUAUUUCUGUCCCUUCUUCAAGUAAAUUAGAGCCGAUGCCGAGCAGUAGCGAAACAAAAGACAAGAAAAGACCAUCGAGUUUAAGGCUAAAAAGGCCAAUCGUGGAUGGUGAAGAUAGUUCCAGUGAUACAGGAAAUGAUGACUAUUCAUUGGGAUCCGAAGAUGGAUGCAUCUAUACAUACCGGGGUGUCAUUCCCGCAGCUAUGCCAGCUGGACCUCAACAGGCUGCACCCAACCCAAGAGCUCCUGGUUCGAGAGUAUCAAGCCCCGACAUGGACUUUUUAGAAAUGGACUUUGAUCCUGGACCAUCCUGCGAGGCAGACACCGGUGAUGAGUCAACACCAGAAGCAGAUAUUGAAGUAGUAAGUGUGCCUGAAGCUAACGAGCAUGCUAUAAGGGGCACAUCACCUGAAUAUCAACCAGGUGUUGCACAACCUCACUCAAUAAAUAUACCUGUAGCUCCAGGCAGCAGUAAAAAGACAUCAAUUUUUGACUUACCACCACUUGAGAGUGAGACUGAAACUGUGCCAGAAAACACUAUUGUUGUUAAGAAGAUAAGAAGGACACACACAGAAUACAUACAACAUGUGAAUGUGAGGGGUGAAAAGCUACGAGUUCGCAGAACCAUGUGUCACUGGCUUGAUACUAAACCACCGGGAGUUCACGGGUCUAGUGGGGAUUUGAUAUCAUCUAAGGACCUCACUAACCUUAAUGAAGAACAGAAGAAUGAAAGUAUGGUGCAUCAGACAAACCAGGGUGAAAAUACUACCUUUGAAACUGUUAAUUUGACACCAGCAAUGUAUCAUGUAAAUAUGGCUAAAAAGCUUAUUGACGACAAACCAAAUACUGAAGAAGGCCAAAGUUCAUAUUUUAGUGUGGAAGAAGAACCGAUGCCAGGACCAUCGCAGAGUAGCGAGCCUUGUGUAGAACCACCUAGGUGCAUGGUGUGGUCUGAGCGGGAGGCGUGCGAGCAACAAGUUACCCAGAUCGGCACUUCUGCCUGUGGUGCAACUGCUGUUGUUAAUGUGUUUAUUGCAUUAGGAGUUCCCGUUGAUAUAGAAAGAAUCAAUCUAGCAGUUGGAACCAGACAGAGGGCAAAUAACGCACCAAUACCGAGGUAUCUGCUAUCGAGGUCGGUAGCUGGUUGCAUAGCAGCCGAUAUAGUAACGGGAAUCCAAAAGGCAUCUGAUGGUCUGGUUACUGCUAGAUUCUUCCCUACAUACCCUGAGCGUAGCCUCUCGUUGUCGCAUUGGCUUGCUGAUUGGAUCUCGCUUGGUGCAGUGCCAAUACUGACUCUGAACCUGCAGCAGGGCUGCGAGGGUGAGAUACCCGACGCUUGGCACCACCAAAUGGUAUUCGGGGUAUCACCUCGAGGGAUCUACCUAUGUAAUCCAGUGGAGUGCGUGCCAGAGAACAUACUGUGGUCCCGUCUUGUGUCCCCUUCGGUACUGCUGGUCCGCUCCAGGGAUGUGAUAUCUCGCUUCAACCAGGAGACUGACAUGUCUCCGCUCACUGCUGUGCCUGAUGUGCGCUUCAAUAAGAUGAAUGUGCUCGGUCAAGUGGCGAACGUGCUCCGCGAGUGGCGGCACGCGGGCUGCCCGGAGGCCCCGCCCCGCACGCGGCACGUGCGCGUGCCGGCCGCGUACCAGGCGGGCGUGACACUCGCCGCGCUGACCGGCUCGGAGGCGCACCGCCGCCUCGCGCACGCGCCGCCGCCGCCGCUGCACGCGCCGCGAGACACCGCCUGAGACUGGCGGCUCCUGAUUCACAUCACCAUGGUGAAUCGGAGGCCAGCAGAACCACAAGACAAAGAAUAAAGGACAUAAUUUUACAGAAAAUAAAUUGUGUGUGAAAAUGAUUAUGUCCCAAAACGACCACUAAUACAUAAUAUUAUAUACAAAGUACCACCGAAUUUUGUUUAAUAGCAUUACUCGAUUGUAUACUCAUCAUGGAUUUCUCGAAAACAUUGUAUAAUUAAGAUUUAGGUACAUUUAAACUAACGAAAGAUAUACAACUUGAUAGUUGGUGCGUAAUGUUAGCCUAAAAACUAAAUUAUAGACAUUAAAUGUCGUAAUUAUUAUCAAUUAAGUGCUUGAAAUUUUCGGCAAAUUACUUCAAUGUUAGUGCUGAAAAUCUUUGAACCAAUGCACGAAUGGAUUCGAACAAAUGAUCCUCGAAGGUCAUACCUCAUUCCAAAGAGAUCUAAAAUUGGUUUGAGUGUAACGUGUUUCCUGAGGUCUAAUUUAGUCAUAGUAAUUCUAAUUAAGGCCAAAUACGAUUUAAUCCUUAAGUGUAUUACUAUUUUAGCUUGGUUUUAUUACAAAUUGCAAUGUAUGUCUGUUUAUAGGGAUGUAAUGACUCGUCGUAAUUAUUGUAUAUGAAAAUCCCUAUAUACUUUAAAAUAUAAUUUUCUGUACAAGUCUAGUCCUGUAACUCAGACGGACUCGGGUAUCCGAAUAGUUUAUUUUCCUAUGAUAAACUAUUCUUAGAGUUUAACUUUCGUAUUAGGAUAAUAACUAAUAAAUAAUAAUAUAUUUAAUCAUAGACAAUUGAAUAAGUUUUUACUAAUACAUUUUGGCAGCAAAAAGCCAAAAGACUACAGAAGCGAGUUGUAUAUUUUUCAUGGUAAUGCGCAAACCGAUUCGUAUUUUAUCUAUAACAUACAUGGUUUUAGUGUAAGGGCUUUAUAUAAUUUUAUCGCUCAAAUAUUCAAGGGUGUAUUAUAUUAUUGACACGCUGUUUUAUUGCUUUAUCUGCAUUGACUUGGUUUUUUAGUACAGGUACACAGUCCACAGAAAUGAUAGUUUCUGAAAUAAUUCGUAGCAAUUUCUGAAAAAAAUUCGCACUGUUUCUGCUACAUUGAAUAUUUCAAUUGACUGAUUUAACCUCACCUAUUUUACUAAAUAAAAUUACUUUUGCAUUUGAACGCAUCUGAACUCUCAAGCACUUAAAGACAAAAUAACACUCAUUUAAAGUUUUCGAGCGCUUAAACAAGAGUUGCAUGUCGAGUGAGUAAGAUGACAAUCUAUUAGAUCCUUUCGCCCGUUCCUAUCGGCCUAUCCUCCGUUUAAUAAUUAAUUCCAAUGCAUAUAAAGCAAUAAAUUUAAUUUAAUAAAAAGUUACAAAAAUUGUGAUCGGCUAAAUUUUAUUAGCCACGUGUAAAUAAGUGUGUAUGGAUACGAUAUAAAAUAUAUAGAUAAACAUUAGAAAAUUGGUGCUUACUAGUCAAAAUUAUAUUAGCACACGUAUAUUGUCAUUCGAUACAUUUAUCGUACGUUUAUCAGUGAAAUACACUAAUUUUACCACGAGACCUGUAAGUCUUCAAUUAACUUGGAUUAAGUCUCUUUUCACUCUAAGUAUGGUGUAGGUUUUCUAAACUACGUGUAUAUGCAAUUUUAACGUAUAAAAAUAAUAUGUACCGUAUUUCGUAGAGGAUCAACUUAUUUAAGAAUACAUUUUGUGUCACACGUAAGGUUUAUUAUAAGGGCAUUGCUAAGGCAAAAAUAACCUCUAUUGUAUGUGGAUUAAGGGUGAAAUUGUGAUAAAGUAUCUUCGAGUCGAUUGACUUAUCUGACUAACAGUUUCAUCGCAUAAGAGCUAGCGCGCACGAGCAACUUUGUCUCCGCAACUAUUUAGUCUCUCCCAUCAACUCUAUGGGUUAGUAUGAAAGUGCGCGCACGUAGCGACGCAACUCCCCAUAGAGUUGAUGGGAGAGACGAAAUAGUUGCGGAGACAAAAGUUGCUCUUGCGCGCUAGUUCUAAUUGCGACUAAUCGUGAAAAUGUAUAAACUAUUAUAUUCACUUUGUGUUGCGCCAUUUAUCUUGUGUCACUGUAUAGUGCGUAUUAUUAUAGGAUAAAGUUACAUUUAACUAUAAAUUGUAUAUUCAUAUUACAUAUACCAAUGUAGUUGUAGAUAGUAACCUAAAAGGCGAUACAUGUAUUUAUUUAUUUUAUUUGGAUAUUGUAGCAGUAUCACGUAUCAUGUUAUUUUAAACAAACUCUGUGUAAGUGUCUAAAAUUGUAUUCUUCUUGAGACCUGACGUCGAUAUGAAUGUAAUAGCUAUUAUAUAUAACAUUGUAUUUUUGAAUAAAUGGUAUAGAAUGAA
Molecule: messenger RNA, 4778 nt
Organism: Colias croceus (clouded yellow)
Lineage: Eukaryota; Metazoa; Arthropoda; Insecta; Lepidoptera; Pieridae
Exons: 9
Coding region: 218-2419 (733 amino acids)
Source: RefSeq, a predicted model, not a curated record